Molecule: messenger RNA, 3107 nt
Organism: Nycticebus coucang (slow loris)
Lineage: Eukaryota; Metazoa; Chordata; Mammalia; Primates; Lorisidae
Gene: SART1
Product: spliceosome associated factor 1, recruiter of U4/U6.U5 tri-snRNP
Exons: 20
Coding region: 621-3041 (806 amino acids)
Biological process (GO): maturation of 5S rRNA; mRNA cis splicing, via spliceosome
Cellular component (GO): U4/U6 x U5 tri-snRNP complex
Source: RefSeq, a predicted model, not a curated record
GGGGGUCACAGACAAACAGCUCAUCUGGAGCUCCUUAACAGGCUACAGGUCGCAGGUUUAAACACCAAUCCAAGGAAUAAGGGAAGGCGUUUGCUGAUAAUACCGAUUAUAGUGCACUGGAAGUGGGGGUAAGGGGCGGAUUUCACGGAGGAGGAAAACAUGCCCCAUCCGACACUCUAUGGAGCCACGACCCCAGGUCGUCCACUAGGCGGGCGCUACGGGAGAGGAGCAAGCUGUCCACGGAAAGACCGUGAAGCCCUUAACACUCCAGGACUGGGAGAGUGCAGGGGGAGGAGGCCGAGAGGCGUCCAGCUCCGGGAUGGUGGCUUAAAAGGCCUCGAGGACCUUAUAGUUCUGGGACCCGGUUUUCUCCCAAAGGGCGCAGGUGCAACUGAACCACCAGCGUAAGGUCAGUCACAGGCCCGAAGCGCCGCGAACGAGCGGCUGGACCCGGAUCCCGGCCUUCCCAAGGGCCUUUGGGGCAGGCUCCAAGGCGAACGACGGAAGCAGCCGCUCUUGGUUUCCGGCAACACGAGUGCGGCUGCCGAGCGACCCGGAAGUGUUUCCAUUUUGCGUCGUCGGGUCUCGGCGGCGGCCGGGCUCGGACUAGGCGUACGGCGAUGGGGUCCUCAAAGAAGCAUCGCGGAGACAAGGAGGCGGCCGGGACGACGGCGGCAGCCGGCACCGGGGGCGCCACCGAGCAGCAGUCCCGGCACCGGGAACACAAAAAGCACAAGCACCGGAGUGGCGGCGGUGGCGGCAGCGGCGGCGAACGACGGAAGCGGAGCCGAGAGCGUGGAAGCGACCGCGGAAGCGGGCGGCGUGGGGCCGAAGCCGAGGCCCGGAGCAGCGCGCACGGGCGGGAUCGCAGCCAGGCAGAGCCCUCUGAGCGGCGCGUGAAACGGGAGAAGCGCGAUGACGGCUAUGAGGCCGCUGCCAGCACCAAAACUAGCUCAGGAGAUGCCUCCUCACUCAGCAUCGAGGAGACCAAUAAACUCCGGGCAAAGUUGGGGCUGAAACCUUUAGAGGUCAAUGCUGUCAAGAAGGAGGCGGGCACCAAAGAGGAGCCCGUGACAGCCGAUGUCAUCAACCCCAUGGCCUUGCGACAGCGCGAGGAGUUACGGGAGAAGCUGGCAGCUGCCAAAGAAAAGCGCCUGCUGAACCAAAAGCUGGGGAAGAUAAAGACACUAGGGGAGGAUGAUCCCUGGCUGGAUGACACUGCGGCCUGGAUUGAGAGGAGCCGGCAGCUGCAGAAGGAGAAGGACCUGGCAGAGAAGAGGGCCAAGCUGCUGGAAGAGAUGGACCAAGAGUUUGGAGUCAGCACCCUGGUGGAGGAGGAGUUUGGGCAGAGGCGGCAGGACCUAUACAGUGCCCGGGACCUGCAGGGCCUCACCGUGGAGCAUGCCAUUGAUUCCUUCCGAGAAGGGGAGACUGUGAUCCUCACCCUCAAGGACAAAGGUGUGCUGCAGGAGGAGGAGGAUGUGCUAGUGAACGUGAACCUAGUGGAUAAGGAGAGGGCAGAGAAAAACGUGGAGCUGCGGAAGAAGAAGCCUGACUAUUUGCCUUAUGCAGAGAAUGAGAGCGUGGAUGACUUGGCGCAGCAAAAACCUCGCUCCAUCCUGUCCAAGUACGAUGAGGAGCUUGAAGGGGAACGGCCACACUCUUUCCGCCUGGAACAGGGUGGCAUGGCCGAUGGCCUCCGGGAACGGGAGCUGGAAGAGAUCCGGGCCAAGCUGCGGCUGCAAGCUCAGUCCCUGAGCACGGCAGGACCCCGGCUGGCUUCUGAGUACCUCACUCCUGAGGAGAUGGUGACUUUUAAAAAGACCAAACGGCGGGUGAAGAAAAUUCGCAAGAAGGAGAAGGAGGUGACGGUGCGGGCAGAUGACUUGCUGCCUCUUGGGGACCAGACUCAAGAUGGUGACUUUGGUUCCAGACUGCGUGGUCGGGGGCGGCGCCGGGUGCCCGAGGUGGAGGAGGAGGCCCAGGAGGAGGAAGAGAAGGAGCCCGUGCCUCAGCCCCUGCCAUCGGAUGACACUCGAGUGGAGAACAUGGACAUCAGUGACGAGGAGGAGGGUGGUGCUCCGCCAUCAGGGUCCCCAGAGGCGCUGGAGGAGGAUGAGGCAGAGCUGGAGCUGCAGAAGCAACUGGAGAAAGGGCGUCGGCUGCGGCAGCUGCAGCAGCUACAGCAGCUGCGAGACAGCGGUGAGAAGGUGGUGGAGAUUGUGAAGAAGCUGGAGUCUCAACAGCGAGGCUGGGAGGAGGAGGAGGACCCUGAGCGGAAGGGGGCCAUCGUGUUCAAUGCCACGUCUGAGUUCUGCCGCACCUUGGGGGAGAUCCCCACUUACGGGCUUGCUGGCAACCGCGGGGAGCAGGAGGAGCUCAUGGACUUUGAACGAGAUGAGGAGCGCUCAGCCAAUGGGGGCUCUGAAUCUGAUGGUGAGGAGAACAUCGGCUGGAGCACUGUCAACCUGGACGAGGAGAAGCAGCAGCAAGAUUUCUCUGCCUCCUCCACCACCAUCCUGGACGAGGAGCCCAUCGUGAACAGGGGGCUGGCAGCUGCCCUGCUCCUGUGUCAGAACAAAGGGCUGCUGGAGACCACUGUGCAGAAGGUGGCCCGGGUUAAGGCCCCCAACAAGUCCUUGCCCUCAGCCGUGUACUGCAUUGAGGACAAGAUGGCCAUUGAUGACAAGUACAGCCGGCGGGAGGAGUACCGUGGCUUUACCCAGGACUUCAAGGAGAAGGAUGGCUAUAAGCCUGAUGUUAAGAUAGAGUACGUGGAUGAGACAGGCCGGAAACUCACACCCAAGGAGGCUUUCCGGCAGCUGUCCCACCGCUUUCAUGGGAAGGGCUCAGGCAAGAUGAAGACGGAGCGGCGGAUGAAGAAGCUGGAUGAGGAAGCGCUCCUGAAGAAGAUGAGCUCCAGUGACACGCCCCUAGGCACCGUAGCUUUGCUCCAGGAGAAGCAGAAGGCCCAGAAGACACCAUACAUUGUGCUUAGUGGCAGUGGCAAGAGCAUGAAUGCGAACACCAUCACCAAGUGAAGCUGACCUCUCUUCCCAUCCUUCCCCCAACAUUAAUAUUAAAUAAAGUUCCCUCCUUAUUUUUUC